AUGGCUGCCACCCCAGAGGAAUUCUUUGCUGAGGGUCUCAUGGAGCCUUCACCGCCGUCCCCGUCUGUCUUCCUCGACCUUACCCCGGUACCUGAUCCCAAUACUGCCAAUAAGGGCCAGCCCUCCCAUGAUGACCUGGUGCUCCCUUACAUCUCACGCAUGCUCAUGGAGGACGACAUCGAUGAUAAGCUGUUGUGCCAAUACUCUGAUCACCCUGCACUGCUCCAGGCGCAGCAGCCCUUCACCCAGAUCCUCUCCUCCCCUUCCACCGGUACCAACAUGGAUGACACAGGCAACAAGGACACCAUGGAUCAAGUCAAUGAUUUGUUGCUGAUUAGUAGUGGUGAUGAAAGCACUCUCAGCUUGGCCUUAUCCGACAGUGAGUAUGUGGUGGGGGAGUUCUUGAAGGGCAUGGAAGUUGCUAACAGGUUGUUGCCAGGCGACAACAGCUUUAUAAAGGACCAUCAAAUGAGUCAAAUAUUCAUCAGAAGCAAACGUAAGCAUAUGGAGGAGGAGGUAGGCAGGACCAGCAAGAUUAUGAUGAUGACGAAGGUGCCAGAAGAGACAGGCAUCCGUGAGAUGCUUGACAAUAUGAUGAUGUCUGGACACGACACAUUGAUCAGGGACAUGGAGAAGUUGCGUAUCGCCAUGGACAAUAAGGAGGAGAAGAAGAACAGAGAGGGUUGUAGCAAGGCUACGAGGGAUAUGGUGGACCUAAGCACUUUGUUGAUCCGUUGUGCGCAGGCAGUGGACACAAACAAUUAUUUGAUUGCGGGUGAGUUGCUGAAUCAGAUCAAACAGCACGCUUCAACAACAGGGGAUGCCACACAACGGCUAGCUCAAUGUUUCUCCAAGGGGCUGCAGGCGCGGUUGAUGGGAACAGGAAGGCAGCUUUGGAAAUUGCUCAUGGCAGAGCGUCUUUCAGCCAUGGAGGUCCUCAAGGCUUACAACCUUUACAUGUCAGCCUGCUACUUCAACAAGGUGGCACACAUUUUUUCCGCACUGACCAUUGCGCAAGUCAUGAAGGGAAAGAGAAGGUUGCACAUUGUAGACUACGGUAUCCAUUGCGCAUUCCAGUGGGCAGGUUUGGUCCGCUGGCUGGCAAAGAGGGAAGGUGGACCGCCGCCAGAGGUGAAGAUCACUGCCAUGUGUUGUUGCCAAGCUAGUUCUUUUCCGGUUCAGUGGAGUGAGGAGCAAUGGUACCGGCUCAGCAAGUAUGCUAGUGAGCUUGGUUUGACAUUCGUGUUUGAAGCCGUCACAACAGAGUGGGAGAAAGUUUGCAUCGAGAGCUUGAACUUAGAUGCAGAUGAGGUGGUUGUCGUGAGUGACCUCUUUAAUCUCAGCACCUUAAAGGAUGAGAGCAUAUUCUUUGAUAGCCCAAACCCUAGGGAUACUGUCCUCAGUAAUAUCAAGAAAAUGAGGCCAAAUAUUUUUAUCCAGAGCAUUUUGAAUUUCUCACAGGGAUCCUGCUUCUUGUCACGGUUCCGGGAGAUGCUGUUCUAUUACUCGGCACUGUUUGACAUGUUGGAUGUAAUUGUCCCACGGGAGAGUGAAUCACGAUUGGUGCUGGAGCAGGACAUAUUUGGGCGUUGUGUACUGAAUGGCAUCGCCUGUGAGGGUGCUGACCUUGUGCAACGCCCUGAGAAGUAUAGGCGGUGGCAGUUGAGAAACCAACGGGCAGGCCUGAGGCAGCUGCCACUGCGACCAGUCGUCAUGAAGGUACUGAAGGACAAGGUCAAGAAGCACCAUCACAAGGAGUUUUUGCUCAGUGAGGAAGGCCAGUGGCUGCUGCAAGGAUGGAAGGGGCGCGUCCUCUUUGCUCACUCAACAUGGGUAGUGGAAGACGGAUCUUCUGAAUGA
This is a messenger RNA of Panicum hallii, 1860 nucleotides long. RefSeq names its product scarecrow-like protein 33. The coding region runs from base 1 to 1860 and encodes 619 amino acids. Lineage: Eukaryota; Viridiplantae; Streptophyta; Magnoliopsida; Poales; Poaceae. Gene Ontology annotation, biological process: regulation of DNA-templated transcription. Gene Ontology annotation, molecular function: sequence-specific DNA binding; DNA-binding transcription factor activity. The record is from RefSeq and is a predicted model, not a curated record. Gene Ontology annotation, cellular component: nucleus. The transcript has a single exon.